AUGAUUCAGCGAUGUACAGGCUCGUCGGGCUACUCCCGACACGCUCGGGCGACAGAAGAGGCGUGGCGCUCCACACAGAAGCUUGGCAGUCUACUCGGCGACUCAGAAGAUCUGACACGACGCAAAAUACUCGCAGCAGGCGCGCUACGUCGGCUCUGGACAAUAUGGAUCCGGCCCCAGUACGUCAGUGACGCCACCAGAGUCCGGCUGUAUAACUGCUAUGUGCUUCCUGUUCUGCUGUACAACAGCGGAACGUGGGCACUGACGCCGUCCGAGCUGAGCGGGCUCGAAAGCUUCCACCGCCGACAACUACGUAGCGAACGCCCGCUCCGCCACAGAAUCACAGCAGCACGAUGGCGUCUGUUCGGCCACAUCCUGCGCCGGCCCGAAAUCCCAGCGUACACCCAGAUGGUCGCCUACUUCGACUCGUCGUCCAAGGGAACCUGGCGUGGACGCCCACGCACGACCCUACCGACUGUGCUCGAUGCGGACCUUAUCUCGAGCGGAUACGCCUAUCGCCUCGAGACCCGCCGUGACCUGGACCAACUUCGGCUGCUUGCACAAGAGAAACCUAAAUGGAAAGCCCUCGAGAGGGCAAUUGUCGCCACACUGCCGGCGAAGAAGGACCCGACGUAUGCGGACACCACCUUAUGCCGUCGACUAGCAAAGCUGAGCCUAGCUGUGGCAACGCGAAAACGUAAUACAUUACACUACAUUACAAUCAACAUCAAAUCGCCCUAA
Molecule: messenger RNA, 741 nt
Organism: Phytophthora sojae
Lineage: Eukaryota; Oomycota; Peronosporomycetes; Peronosporales; Peronosporaceae
Exons: 2
Coding region: 1-741 (246 amino acids)
Source: RefSeq, a predicted model, not a curated record